This is a messenger RNA of Equus quagga, 1506 nucleotides long. RefSeq names its product protein ripply3-like. Gene Ontology annotation, biological process: embryonic pattern specification; negative regulation of transcription by RNA polymerase II. NCBI's taxonomy places the organism in Eukaryota, Metazoa, Chordata, Mammalia, Perissodactyla, Equidae. The transcript has 4 exons. The record is from RefSeq and is a predicted model, not a curated record. The coding region runs from base 181 to 744 and encodes 187 amino acids. Gene Ontology annotation, cellular component: nucleus.
UCCCGGAGCUUCUCCUGUGCCCUCCCCACCUCCUCCCGGGUUUCCCGUGUCCCCUCCCCGCCCCGCCCCCGUUUUUAAACCUGGCGCCGAGCGCACUGGUAGGUGAGCGCCCUCGCCCAGAGGUUAAAGGCGCGGCCGAGUCGCUGGCACCGCUGGAGGGGCGCGGGCUCCGCGGGCACCAUGAGACCCGAGGCGGCGGCCGGAGCCCGGGAGGCGCGGAGGCGCGUCUGUCACUGCCCCGGGGACGGUCCCAGGGGUCCACCGCCGCCGCGCGGGCCCGAGAGCCCUACACCAUGGAGACCUUGGAUCCGGUCGCCCCAAGAUGCUGAACCAGCCGGAACUGGAAACCCGCCUGAGUCUGGGGGUGACCAACAAACUUCUGGAUCAAAGGGGGCCUUUGGGUUCCAGCAUCCUGUAAGACUUUAUUUACCCAUUUCUAAGAGUCAAGAAUAUCUGCAGAGUUCCGGGGAGAAAGUGCUGGCCAGUUUCCCAGUGCAAGCCACCAUUCACUUCUACAACGAUGCGUCCGAUUCAGAUGAUGAAGAGCAAGAGGAUGAAGCCCAGCCGCCCGACCUUCCGUGCCAGGAGGUGGCAGGUCCAGUGGAAGACAGCCUGGGAGCAAAGGGCAGAGGUCGACAGACAAACCCAGGACGGAGAUCCCGAGGAUGUGGUGGCCUCGGGGGUAAGGGUCUGCUCCCCCAUCGUGACUCUCUGGGAGGCGCUGAGUGCACCUCAUUCAAAUAAGCCAGGUCUCUCUCCCAUGCCAGACCCACCUCACACACGCUCUUGGGGACAGCUGCUCCAGGACACUUUGCAUUUCUGCUGGGUGUAAGGGGUCAGGGCUGCCUACACUCUCCCUGGUCAGCACUCCGUUCAUGGCAAGAACUCAGCUUUUACUUUUCCUUCUGGUGACUCUUCUUCAGGCACUCAUGCAUACCGUUUAGAAAGCAUUCUAGGACCAAGAGAAGGUUGGUGUCAACAUGGGUUGUUAGCGGAUAGGGCCAACUAUCAAAGCACGUUCAGUACUGUCACUCUGCUGAUCAAGUGACAAAUCAUUCCAAUACAGAUUAGUAACCCACCCAUGCCUCUCACUUAACCUGAGACUCAUUAUUUGGCUAUUUCUGCUGUUGUAAAAAUGAUUUAGAUAUUGUCCAAGGGUUGAUGCGGUUGCUCUGUGGCAUGCUGAAAAAAAUUUAUUUAUGAAAAAACAAACAAAACACUGAAUAAUUUCCAUAAGAGCAACAGAAAUAAAAAGACAUGGAUUUCUAGGGAACCGUUCUGGAUAAAAAUUUACAUGAUUCUUGUCCAAGUUCUGUGCCUAUGAAUAGACAGGGAGAGGAGCUGUAACUAGCUGGGAAUUGCUUUGGGCUUGUUACUUGAAUAGAAUCACCCUGUUUUCAAUCAAAGUAUCUAAUGUAAAAUUAUUUUCAGUUUUUUUAUAUUUUGAUGACCAAAUGAGUGUAUUCCUCAAGGUUUCUUACUUAACUAUCUUAUGUGUGGUUGUCU